CGCGCAAUUAGCUGACUGUAUCUCCUUCUUCCUCUCCCUCCCCCUCUUUUCUUUCUGUCUCUCCGGGCUGUCAAUCGCUGGAGGAUUUGUCGGAGUUUCCGAGCGUCUCUGCAUCUGUGAGGAUGUUGUUGUGGCUGGUUUUGUUCCUGCCUGCCAUCUCCUCGGCUCAGCGAUCAGAGCCCAUGUUCUCAGCCAUAACCAAGACCGUCCUUCCUCCCGACUACGACAACAACCCCACCCAGCUCAACUACGGCGUGGCUGUUACUGAUGUGGACGGGGAUGGAGACCUGGAGAUGUUUGUAGCUGGCUACAACGGCCCAAACCUGGUGUUAAAGUACGACAAGCAGAAGAAAAGGCUUGUCAACAUCGCUGUCGACAACCGUAGCUCCCCUUUCUACGCCCUGAGAGACCGUCAAGGCAACGCCAUCGGAGUGACAGCGUGUGACAUCGAUGGAGACGGUCGGGAGGAGAUUUAUGUCCUCAACACCAAUAACGCCUUCUCUGGUCGGGCAACAUAUUCUGACAAGCUGUUUAAGUUCCGUAAUGGACGCUUUGAAGAUCUGCUGAACGAUGACAUUAACGAACACAGAGAUGUGGCCAACCGUAUGGCUGGGCGCUCAGUGGCCUGUGUGGACAGAAAGGGUACAGGCCGUUAUGCCAUCUACAUAGCCAACUAUGCCAGUGGCAACGUGGGUCCUCACGCUCUCAUUGAAAUGGAUGAGGCAGCGAGUGAUCUUUCACAGGGCGUCAUUGCCCUCUCCAACGUGGCAGAGCAGGCCGGAGUCAACAAGUUAACUGGGGGGCGAGGUGUCGUGGCGGGUCCGAUUGUCAGUCAAAGCCUGUCCGAUGUGUUUUGCGACAAUGAGUACGGACCCAACUUCCUGUUCAGGAACAAUGGAGAUGGAACUUUUACUGAUGUGGCGCAGCAGGCUGGUGUGGAGGACCCCAUGCAGCAUGGCAGAGGGGUGGCUCUGGCAGACUUCAACCGUGACGGCAAGACAGACAUCGUUUACGGGAACUGGAAUGGACCCCAUCGCCUGUACAUUCAGCUGAAUAAUCGCAAACAAAAAUUUAAGGACAUAGCAUCCCAGAAGUUUUCCAUGCCAUCCCCGGUUCGCACUGUCAUGGUUGCUGACUUUGACAAUGACAACGAGCUGGAAGUCUUCUUCAAUAACAUCGCCUACAGGGGCCCCUCCGCCAACAGGCUCUUUAGGGUGAGCAGGAGAGAGCAUGGAGACCCUCAGAUAGAAGAGCUGAAUGUUGGCGAGGCAUCAGAGCCUGAAGGGCGAGGAACCGGAGCUGUUGUCACGGACUUUGACAGUGAUGGUCGCCUGGAACUGUUGAUCUCUCAUGGUGAGAGUGCAGCACAGCCGCUCUCUGUCUACAAAGUCAACCAGGGGGCCACGAACGCCUGGCUGCGAGUGAUUCCCCGAACCAAGUUUGGUGCUUUCGCCAGAGGAGCUAAAGUGGUGUUGUACACUAAAAAGAGCGGCCCACACACUCGGAUCAUUGACGGUGGCUCAGGGUACCUGUGUGAAAUGGAGCCUGUCGCCCACUUUGGCCUUGGUAAGGACGUCGCCACUAAUGUUGAGGUGUACUGGCCAGACGGUCGUUCAUCAGCUCGACCCCUGGAGCCUUCAGACGUCAACACAGUGCUGGAGAUCCACUAUCCAAGAGAUGAGGAGGAAGUCACUCCCACUGUGGAAAUAGAGUGCGGCCAUGGGUUUGCUCUGAAUGAGAAUGGCCGCUGCACAGAUAAAGAUGAGUGUACCCAGUUUCCCACUGUGUGCCCCUCUGACCGCCCCGUCUGCACCAACACCUAUGGCAGCUAUAAGUGCCGCGCCAAGAGGAGAUGCAACCAGGGCUUUGAGCCCAACGAUGAUGGGUCAGCCUGUGUGGCCCAGGUGGCUUACUUUGGGGGGACGCGGUCUUCUGGGGAACGCAAGCGUUCCGGCCUUUCUUUCUGGAUGCUCCCCGUCUCUGUGCUUCCACUCAUCUCUACCCAUCUCCAGACUGGACAACUGUAGCCAUCACUGUCCUCUCCCCUUCCUAACUCUCUCCACUGCUAAAUGGGGAUGUACAGAAACUCUUGGAGCAAACUUUUCGCUGAAAGCAUCUACUCCUUCUUCUCCUAUGUGGAUCUCUGCUAUCUUUUUCCAUCAGUUAUUUACAGCCUUGCCCUCUCCUCACCGCUGCUAUGUGUCACCUCUUGGCUCCCGGCCCCCUCUGGACUAUAAAGACACACACAGGGAGCAUGCUCGCUGGGAGCUACGGGGUUCAGAACUAAGUGUGUCACACCCACAGAGCCCUCACGUCAUCACCUGGCACUUAUCUUAGUGGGACCUGAACUGAGGCCAAGUCAAUAAGUGGAGCUGCAGCGUAUAAACCACUGCACAUACAGUACAGCAGACAGAUCUACUGGCUCCACAGACCACAUUCAUUAGAGACACGCUGAGAACCCAUCUGUAUCUCCACAAUGCCAUGAUGUUAAUCCUUACAAUGUCACCGUCAUUCUUAUUAUGGGCUUACUGGGAUGCUGAGGAACACCAGGUCUCCAGCUUUAGGGCCUCUGUUUGUGUGUGAGUGUGUGUGUGUGUGUGUGUGUGUGUGUGUGAGAGAGAGUGUACUGUGUCCAAAGAGGCAGUCGGGUAGCAGAACAUAUGCCAGACCAUCUGUCUCCGAUGGCAGGUUACAUUUUGUUACCUAUGAAUAAUACAGCAGUACAGUGAAGGAUAUAAACACACAUGUAUGUGUGAGUGAGCACAAGCAUAGGCAGGAGGAAAUUAAAAAAAAUCUAAGUACAGUACUAGCUGGAGGGUGUACUUAAAACAUACUUUACUAAGCAAUUUUUAAAAUCAUUUGCCACAUAACGCAGAACUGUAAAUUUUAAAGCAGCGUCAGCUUACACUAUUAAAUGCUAACAUUAACAAAUUUAGUAUUUAUUGCUUAUUUUCCAAUUAAAUUCAAAUAAAAGGCAGGUAAUAAGAACAUAAAGACACAAGGAAGAGGAUGUGGAUUUUUAUGGACCAUGAUUUUUCUUGAAAUGAAUUAACGUUCUAGAAAAACACCUCAGCAGUUCAUUUAAUGUAGCACUGGUGAUGUUUUUACAUGUUUAAGCACAGACGCUGGAAAGAUGACUUGAAUCUAUAAGAAGUUAUUUAACAAUUUUUGGCUCUAUUCCCCACCCUUUGACAGACACAGUUUUCACCCUAGGAGGGUGAAAUUUGGCACAUAGGUCAAGUGUGUGUGUGUUUGAACAUGUGUGUUUGUUUUCAUGAAAAAAAAAUGGCUUAAAGGGGAUGUGGCAAAUAGGGUUUGCAUGGGUCGUUGCGGCUAUUAUGAAUAUUUGCUUGUAAAAUAAUUUGCCCCAUAAAAUGACUUUAAAGGAUAAGGCUGGUGAUUUUCCAUACUUUUGUUAUUGUCAAAAACUCACAUGAAAAAGGCAAAAAUGGUGAUGCUUUGGUGCAUCUCUUUAAUUUUUUUUAUGAUUACAUGAAUCAGCUGGGUGCUGUAGGUUUGUUUUUUGUUUUUGUUUUUUAGAAAAAAUGACUCAAACAGGAGUUAACUGUGUGGAUUUUUUUUAUUGUGAUUUUGUUGGAAUUUAUUUUGAUCUGCAGAUUUGGUGUGCUAUUUGCAGCAGUAGGAUGGUUUACAUCAAAAUAAAUUACAGUACCAAUAUUCACUGUAAUGAAGGAACAUGUCAGUGCAACAGCAUGGCUCACUGAUAUGUUUUUAAUGAUGGUAAGAAUGGAGGUCUGAGGCACAGAGAA
Messenger RNA from Epinephelus moara (kelp grouper), 3770 nucleotides. It is a transcript of the gene crtac1b, whose product is annotated as cartilage acidic protein 1b. Lineage: Eukaryota; Metazoa; Chordata; Actinopteri; Perciformes; Serranidae. The coding region runs from base 123 to 2027 and encodes 634 amino acids. The record is from RefSeq and is a predicted model, not a curated record. Gene Ontology annotation, molecular function: calcium ion binding. The transcript is spliced from 15 exons. Gene Ontology annotation, biological process: axonal fasciculation.